AGACGACCUCCCAUAUUUUUGUUCGAUGUCACAGAAUUCAAGCCAUUUUACCAGCACUAGCUAAAUACCUGUUCCCAAACGAAUAGAAUGAUGAGCCAUGAUUAUUGAACAUGCAAUUUUUAACUGCACAGAUUUUUCCGGCAUUUUGGAGCAUGAAAAGUAAAUAAAUUGCAAAACAAACGGCUGACACGCGAGGCGCGCGAGAAGAAAAAUGAAAAUUCAAAUCAUGGCAUGCUGCGAUUUUGUUUACUUGAGGCAUCUUCUCAGUAUACCAGUUUUGAUCGGAUGAGGGGUCAAUGCAUAUUUCAUGUAGCCGGUAUCUGUUUACGAUUACCAAAAUUUUGUAAAAAAAUAAUAAUUGAAAAAUUGAACGAAAAAUGGGAUGUUGCCGUUUGAGUAACUUUUAAAAAUGUUGGAUAUAAGGAAACUUACUAGAAAAUUAAAAUUUGGUUUUUAAGUAAGUAGGAAAAGAAAAACAUAUAGGUUACAUAAUGUAGCCAGCUUGACAAAGUGUGACAUAGGAGAGAGAGGGUAAUUUUUGGACGAUUUUAGCGUGACAUACUUUAUGGAUGACGCCCAAGGCGGUCACUUUGGCCCUAUAAAAGUUUCCGAGUUUUAUUACAAGAUUUCAGUCAAAAAUGAUGAAGUUAAAUUGCACGCCGAAGUUCCUUUGAGUCAACAUUAUGUGCUGGAUGGAAAUACAUGCUGUUAUCCAAAACUAAAAAUACAUAACUUGCUACUUUUAAUAAUUUUAUAAAAUUCAAAAUAUUCUUACUACACGCACUAUGGACGACCCAUCGGUGUGCAAAACUGCCAUAAAAACUGGUAGAAAAGUUGCAGCUCUCCACCGCGAGAGGCAGCACCUGUCCUGUCCUCGUUUUUGAACCUAAAGUUCCGCAUAUGUGCCAGCGUGACUGUGCAAAUAUUGGAUAUUCUUAACUGCACGGUUGACAUACCCCCCACCGCCGUUGAAGGUGUGGAUGAGCUUAAACCAUUUAUAGUUUCAUGGAAGAGGAAUUUUCCGUUGCAGUAGCCAACAGUAGUGAAAGAAGUGUUGACCUGUGCAGGUGUGUUCAGAGCGAGGUGUUCAACGGAGAAGACAGUGUUAUCUGCGUUGCUAAAUUAGACAAGACAAGAAUGAGUGAUGAAUGGAGUCUGCUGUCUAAGAUACCGGCAAUACUGGAAGAACAGCAUUUCGUGCGCGUGCCGGACAAUGAACCAGUCGUACGAUUCGAGUUCCCUGAGGAUUUAAAGAAACUGGUAGACUUCACACUGGACAGCGAUGAGCCACGCGACCAGGCUGGCGUCGAGCAGAUUAUCAAACAAGUGUUGCAAUACUCGGUCAGAACCGGACACGCCAACUUCCACAAUCAGCUUUUUGCCGGCGUUGAUCCGUACGGCCUUGCCGGCUCUUGGAUUACGGACGCCCUCAAUACCAGCCAAUACACAUUCGAAGUUGGACCCGCUUUCACGUUGAUCGAGGAUGCCCUCAUUGCCAAGUGUUUGCAGCUAUUCGGGUUCGUUGAAGGCGAUGGGAUCCUGGCCCCUGGUGGUUCCAUUUCAAACAUGUACGCCAUGGUGGCCGCACGGUAUCGGGCUCUGCCGGGGGUGAAGCGGACCGGGCUGGCCAAUCAACCAACGCUGGUGGCGUUCACGUCGGAGGAUGCCCACUACAGCAUCAAAAAGGCAGUCCACUGGCUAGGCAUCGGCAUCGACAACCUGGUGCUCGUCCGAACCGACCCCGGAGGGUGCAUGAUUCCGGAGGAGCUGGAGAAAGCCAUCGGCACGGUUCUCGCCUCCGGCCGCCAACCUUUCUUCGUAAACUCCACGGCCGGCACCACCGUACUCGGUGCGUUUGAUCCGUUCGAGCGAAUCGCCGCCAUUUGUGAGCGGCACAAUCUGUGGCUGCACGUGGACUCUUGCUUGGGCGGAAGUGCCAUCCUGUCCCGGAAGCACUCGCACCUGCUGGCCGGCGUUGAACGGGCCGACUCACUGGCGUGGAACCCGCACAAAACGCUGGGGGCUCCGCUGCAGUGUUCGAUAUUCUUGCUGAAGCACAAGGGACUGCUGCACGAGUGUAAUUCCGCUAAUGCGGACUAUCUGUUUCAGCAGGACAAGUUUUACGACGUUUCGUACGACACGGGGGACAAGAGUGUGCAGUGUGGCCGGAAGGUGGAUGCGUUCAAAAUUUGGCUCAUGUUCAAAGCACGUGGAGAUGGCGGACUUGCGGAGUUGGUUGAGAACGCGUUUGACUGUGCGGAGUUCUUUACGGGGGAGGUUAGGAAGCGGGACGGGUUCAGGUUGGUGCUUGAGCAGAUCCAGUACACCAACGUUGGCUUCUGGUACGUUCCGAAGAAGCUGCGGGUGCUCGAGGAGCAACAAGAUGACGCGUGGUGGGCGAAAAUUUACGAGGUAACGGCCAUUAUCAAAGAGAGACUGGUCAAACAGGGCAGCGUACUGAUUGGGUACGUUCCGAGGCCACACAAGAAGAUUGGAAAUUUCUUCCGGAUGGUCGUAACGUGUCAUCCCAGGCCGACUCACAGUUCAAUGAAAUUUGUUAUCGAUGAAAUUGAAAGGGUCGGUGAGAUGCUUUGAGUUAGGUUGCGAGUUUCCUUAUUGACAGGAAUAAACCAUAUUUAAAUAAUAAAAAAA
Culex pipiens pallens (northern house mosquito) is the source of this 2652-nucleotide messenger RNA. Its product is annotated as cysteine sulfinic acid decarboxylase. Gene Ontology annotation, biological process: carboxylic acid metabolic process. Lineage: Eukaryota; Metazoa; Arthropoda; Insecta; Diptera; Culicidae. Gene Ontology annotation, molecular function: carboxy-lyase activity; pyridoxal phosphate binding. The transcript is spliced from 5 exons. Gene Ontology annotation, cellular component: cytoplasm. Bases 1006 to 2595 code for a protein of 529 amino acids. The record is from RefSeq and is a predicted model, not a curated record.